UCACCCACUUCCGCUCGACCCCGUGGUUUUUCUUUAAGUUGUACAAUCGUUGAAUCGGAGUUUAAAUCGAAACUUUUAACAGUCGGUCGAUCGAGUCCGUCGUCAUGUCGGUGCUGUGUGUGGUUGAACAGGCGAUCGAGUCCUGCAAAGCGGAACAAACCAGGAUCCACGACAGCAUUCAACUCUACAGGGAGUUAUUACUCGGUUUAGCACCGCAUCACACGUCGAGCCUUGAGGAGUCGGAACAUUCCGAUGCUGCAGCUACAGACACAGAUACCUCACCGGUGGAGAAGGAAGAUAUAGAACUGCUUGAGCAAGCUCUGGAGAAAGCUCUUCGAAUCCGCACCAGCUCAGGAGCCUCUGUAAAGGACCCAGGCGUAAACAAGCAAGCUCGGCCUCUAAAAGAUGUAUCGGGGUCAUCUGCGUCGUUUAAAGGAGGUCGAACAACCGUCAGAUCGACCUCUAAAUUGGCCAGUCUCGACAGAAAAGAGCUCAAAAAACCUGGAUCAUCAGACUCCUCCACACAAGGCUCCAGGCCCUCAGCCAGAAUCAAUCCUGGAAAGUCAACAAUCAAGCCAAACAAUAAAAGCACAAUCCAGAAGCAUCCUGUCUCGUCAGCCGAGGUUCUGCAUCACCAGGCAGCGAGGAAAUUGCAGCAGGCCGCUUCAGCCUUGGGCAGUCGCAUCUCAACCUCGCAGUCUAAAAACAGGACUAUUAAAAGCAGCGUGCUGAGCGCUGGUGACCCGGGCAAAGCUGCAGCUAUCUCCGCGCCUCCUUCAAAUAACACACUGCCUUUUCCACACACACCCGAGGCUGCGGCUCAUAGUUUGCUUGGACGCGACGGGUAUGUUUUCACACAGCGGGACUUUAAUAACGGUGCUUUGUCGGUCACGGACGGAACAGGUGCUCUGCUGUAAUCCCUCUGUGCAUUUGGCAGAAAAACGUCUGAGCAAAUCACAAAAUGGAAAUCUUUAAGGAACAAGCAAAACAGGUUGUGGGACAAAGUUGUCGCCCUACAGAGGAGUCCUGUGCCUGGGAGGAGUCACUUCAUGGAGAGAAUGAGAGAAACGUUCCCCGAGGAUUCGCCGUGUGGCAGCACAGAUCCGACCGGGGCCGACAAGCUGACUCAUCGAGGGCUCGACCUCACACACCACUGCCGGACGAAUAAGAUUCUGGCCAAACCAACCCCAGAAGCCACCGUAGUAAACGAGUUGGAAACACGGGAUCGAUGGAGGCCGGAGGGAGGUUGUCUCCCCCUGACUAUAACCUACACCACGGAGGCGGAGCUGCGAGAGGUGGAGACGCUGAGGAUGCGGGUGGCACUGCUGCAGCAGGAGAUGAGCCUUGAGCAGGCUCUGUCGGACACUCUGUCCCCUCAGCUGGUAUCUAUAGCACCAGGGCCGGGAUGUCCCAGCGCCAGUGUGCUCAGAGACAUGUACUCCCUGCUGGGUGAAGGAGGGGAGCGUUUCCCUGCCACAGUCCUGGACUGUGAGCCUGACUGACCACAGAACACACAGUAAAACACUGAGUUACCAGAUCAUGAGGUACUCUGUCCAUUCACAUUUAUGUACAUAAGAGACAUCAAAUAUUAUACACACCUCUGAGUAUAAUACAGGCCAGUGCAGUACAAGUUGGGCCAUGCCACUCUGACGCUGUCAAUAAAACCAGAACAUACUACACAUGUAUAGAUCACAUCUUAUUUUUCAUAUCAUAUCAUAUUUAUACUUCUCUAAAAUAGGAUUUAUUGCAGAACCAGUAUUUUGAUUUGCUUUAGAACAUGGGAAUUAAAUAAUGUGUGUCAUUAUUGUCAAGAAAUGUAAUUUGCUGUGACUAUUUAUUCAAUGUCUCAUUCUAUCAAAUAACUUGAAUGUCUGAAGACUUUAAUAGUUUCUAAUAUUUCCUUGUCUGACUGUGAAGAAGUGUACGUACAAUUUUGUCACUGUCCUAUUAAAAUCAUGUACAUAUCUCCAGAA
Molecule: messenger RNA, 1973 nt
Organism: Limanda limanda (common dab)
Lineage: Eukaryota; Metazoa; Chordata; Actinopteri; Pleuronectiformes; Pleuronectidae
Source: RefSeq, a predicted model, not a curated record